Messenger RNA from Coregonus sp. 'balchen', 12959 nucleotides. The record is from the annotation of a GenBank genome assembly. Lineage: Eukaryota; Metazoa; Chordata; Actinopteri; Salmoniformes; Salmonidae.
GUGUGGCUUGAUCCUAUUGGCCGCUCUGAGUGUUCGCCUGACUGCAGGCUGCUGCUGCAAUUGGCUGAGGAGCCAGUAGGAAGUGACAUCACUCUGAACGCCAUCAAAAACAACGCCACACUGGAGACUAAGACCUUUCAUAUUGGUGAGCCUAACCCUGACCCCUGACCUUUAUGGUCCUGUUAUAAAACAGAAUGUAACAAAUAAUGGAUGAAAAGGAAUGGUUUACUGUUUCACAAUUAGACUUGUGUGGUUGUAACAGAGGUGUGUGUGUGUGUGUGUGUGCGUGUGUUUGUUUGUUUGUUUAUGUGUGCACUGUGCAGCUCCUGUCCCCCUCUCCUCUCUCCGUGUCGAGGUGCCCACCACCAGCGCUUUGCUGUCCUGCAGCCUACAGAACCAACAGACCCUCACUGCCCUCAGUCUACACAACAUACACACCAAACACACACACACUGAAUACACACACACUGAACACACACACACUGACCACACACACAACUCCUCGUACGCAGGGAAAGGUCUGCAGCCUGGAGCACACUACAGCAUCACAGCAGAGUUGACCACGCUCCUAACAAACCUCAACAUCAGCUUCACCCAGAGACUGCACGCAACCAUAGAGACAGGUAUUUUUAAAUAGUUUUUUAAAACCAAUUUAAGCUGGGAGUCAAUAUUGGGUCUCUUUCACAAGGGAGCCCUGCAUAUACUGUACCAGUCAAAAGUUUGGACACACCUACUCAUUCAAGGGUUUUUCUUUAUUUUUACUAUUUUUUACAUUGUAGAAUAAUAGUGAAGACAUCAAACUAUGAAAUAACUACUGCAUGAUUCCAUGUUUGUUAUGUCUUCACUGUUAUUCUACAAUGUAAAAAAUUUUAAAAAUAAAGAAAAACCCUUGAAUGAGUAGGUGUGUCCAAACUUUUGACUGGUAGUGUACAAUUUCAUAAGACAAAAUCUAAAAUCUAAUACAAUAUAAAACAAGUAAAAUACAGCACAUAAAUAUUCAAGAAAAACAUUACAUUCCUCAAUAAGAAGGUUCCCAAUCAGUAUUUGAAGUUACUCGAGCGACACCAGAACAUCCAAUUGUGAUGUAUUUUGUAGUUGGUUCCAGCAAUGAGGUGCUUUAAAACUAAAAGCGGAUUUACCUAGUUCGGUGGAGACCCGAGGAACCUCAAGAGUUAACCAACCUUGUUAACGGGUUUGGUAUCUCAUGUUUUUAUAUUUUAACAGUGAAGUUAGGUAAGUUGGAAUCUUGUGUACUAGAGAUUUGUAAACAAAAAGGGAAUAAUGAAGUGAUCUACGGGACUUUAAUGAGGACCAGCCAAUCAGAUUCAGAUUCAGAUUUAGAUCAACUUUAUUAUCCCACCAGGGGGAAAUUCAUUUGGUCAUGUGCUUAAAAAGACAGUACAUAAAGCAUGAAAACACAAAAACGACACAAUAUAAUUAAUUGAAAAUUCUAUAGCUACACAUUUAAAGUGAAAGUGCAAUAUACUGUAUACUCAAGGGACCAACAGACUAUCCAUUAUACAGCCUAAUGGCUGUUGGAAUAAAAGAGUCCCCAUAUCUAUCCGUUUUGAUUUUAUUGUGAAGUCUCUUUCCCCUUGUCCGGCUGCUUCUGUGACUGAGUUUUAAGUGAAGGGGAUGUGUACUGUCCUGUAAAAUGCUUUCAAGUUUUAGGAGGAUGAGUUUUGUGUACAGGUUGAUGGCUGAAGGUUUAAGGGUAGUGGCUACAAUCUGGUAAUGGUGUCACCAUAGUCAAGAACUGGCAGGGAAGUUGACUGUAUAAUCUGCUUCCUGCUAUUUAAAAAAAUGGUGUGUCUGACUGUACAGCACACACACACAUAGAUGUAAUAAAUGUCGACUGCUAUAUGUCUAGAUUGACCAGGAGUUGACAAUUGUCUCUCCUCAGCCCAGUGUCCUAUUGGUUGGCUGGCGAGUGGAAGGAGCUGCUACAGUGUGAGUAGGCGGAGCCUGUCAUGGGGUGACGCCCAGCAAACCUGUAUGGGCGUGGCUUCACGAGGUCACCUGGUAGACCUUAAAACAGAGACAGACCUCCUCCUCUCGUCUUACCUGACCACACAUAACAACCUGCUACUGCUCUGGACCGCUCUCAAUGACAGAAAGGUAACACACACACACAAGCGUGUGAGUGAGAGAAAUGGGCUGUGUUAGCAUGAAUGGUGUUUGCUUUCUAAACAGUCAGACACAUUAGUUUCCUCCUUACAGAGGAGUGUGUUAGUCUGUGAUUUAAAACUGAUGAUUGGGACAUUCUCAGAAUGUCUGUCUGACACGAACAGAGAGAGAAGCAGAUAUCCACUGGAGUGACGUCGCGUACUUAAACUCCUCCCAACCCGCCCCCCAGCUCUAUGUCCAAUACCAAGAAGUGGAGGAAGGGGAGGAAAAUGGGGAAGAGGAGAAAGAAAGGGAGAAAAGAAGUGCAGGUCGUGUCUCUCUGUCCCUCAGAGCCUCUCACCUCACUGGGGCCGCAUGGAGCCUUGGGAGCACGCACAUCACUCAUACACGGCCCCUUCCCACUCGGAACGUCACCAUUAGCAAUGUGACAGCCAGUCAGAUCACAGUAAGCUGGACGGCCCCAGACUCCCAGCAUGCUGUGCGGUGGGGCUUCCUGGUUUGCUGUGGGGGUGUAGCUUCAGGCCAGGAGAAUGGGCGUGGCCAGCAGCUCCAGGUCAACUGUGAUUGGAGGACUGGAGGGGUUCAGGAAGUACAUGGUCCGAGUUGACUCCGUCACAGAGCAUGGUGUGGAAAGCUGUGGAGGGGAGGAACUGACGAUACACACUGGUAUAAAACUUUGUGUUUGUGUAAUGCUUUAGGUGUGCUUCUGCGUGGUUGUGUGUGUUAUAAAUAUAUUGAGUGUGUGGUGGUGUGUAUGUUUCUAACAGAGGGGAGAAUCUGACAGUGUCUUGGCCGACCCUGUCAGGUGAACGACCUGAUGGGUACUAUGUCAGGCUACACCCCCUCAACCAGGCCCGCCCCAGGGAACUCUGGGUGAAUAAGUCCAGGUGUGUGGUCCUGGGCAUGUUCAGUCCAGGGCAGACCUACGAGCUGGGUGUGGCUUCAGUGAGAGGAGGGAACAAGAGCCAAGAGAUCAGCACCACAUACACCACAGGUAGGCCCACAGAGACUGUGUGUGUUCAAGUUGAAGUUUCAAGAAAUGUUGGUUUUGCUCUCUAAUAUUGUGUGUAUAUCUUUCUCAUUGUGUGUGUGUGUGUGUGUUUGAUGUGUGUAGAGCCCGGGCCGGUGCAGGUAGCUUUCCCUCUCUCAGUAGGAAGCAGUUCUGUGGUUCUGUAUGUCCAGAGACCAGUGCUGGGAGUGUGUGACGGAGUGAGGGUGUGUGUUUGUAAGGGAGUGUGUGAGGGUGUGUGUGUGUGUGUGUAAGGGUGUGUGUGAGUGGUCGCCACUCACCCCGGGUAGGCACACAGUACCAGUUGGCGGCCUGACUCCAGGGGUGGAGUACCAUCUAAGUGUCUACAGCACCAGCCGACACAGGACAGGAACGCCAUACCACACACACACACACACUCAGGUACACACACACGUGAGUACACACACACUUAUAUUCUCCUAUUCUCCUCCUCUUCUGAUUGUGUGUGUGCGUGUGCGUAGUCCUGCCAUCACCCAGCAGUGUGAGAGAGGGCUUAGUAACAGAGUCGUCAGUAGAGAUGCUUUGGGAUCCAGCCCCUGGACAUGGACACAACUAUGAAGUCCUCUGUCUCGACUGUCACCACACAGUGUUUAUAACGUGUGUGUGCAUGUAUACUGUGUGUAUGUAGUCGAGUACCUGUGUAAUAUGUGUGUAUGUGGUCGAGUAUCAAAUCAAAUCAAAUGUUAUUUGUCACAUGCUUUGUAAACAACAGGUGUAGACUAAGAGUGAAAUGCUUACUUACGCAGCAUUUUUUGGGCCCUUCCUAACAAUGCAAAGAGAAAACAAUGGAAAUGAGAGAGAAAAAAAUAACACCAGGAAUAAAAUACCCAAUGAGUAAAGAUAACUUGGCUAUACAGCGUGAAACCCUGUUUUAUCGGCAUAUUCAACAGCAUUUAAGAAAUAUAUUACCUUCAACAAUGUUAUCUUGUGAUCAAGCAUCAAUGUUUUGUGAUUAUUGGUGUCGUAAAAAAUUUUUAGCUAACGGGUUAGCAAUUAGCAUGUCUGACAUUUCAGUGGAAAUACUACUAUUAUCAGCUUUUUGAUAAGCGGUUUAGCAAAAAAAUACGUCCCGUAUUAUCGGCAUACGGUCCCCAGUUAUUGGCCACCUUACUAUUUUGUUCAAUUACAAGAUAUAUCCGUUUAAUUUUGUUCAAAAAAGAGACACCAACCUUGUAUCCGAAGUGUUUACUAGAUAGUUAACUAGUUGGCUAGCUUUUCUCUUCCUUUUCUGUGCUGUAGUUUGAGAAAAAGUAACGUUAGACAGAGCAUGUUUCAUGAAAACCCUUUUCAACCUUUUUACAUCAGUACCUCUGGAGGAAGCUGCAGAAGUUUUGGAGGAGGUGGACAUGACUUGAGGGCUGGUGCUAUGGACUGUAGAUAUGUAAAGAGAGAAAAAUACGUUUAAACAUUGCAGUUUUAUAAAACAGAUAACAAACAGUAAUUUUUUCGUAAUUUAACAUGUGUUUACCUGUGGAGGUGGCUGUUUUCAAAUUGCAGGGGGCAGGGACACCAGACGAGGCUGCUAUGGUGGUUUGACCAGGGGAGACGGAGGACGCAGUUGGUCCAGAGGAGGCCGCGUUGGUGGUGACAGACAGCGGUGGUGGUGUGCAUCGUGGUGGUGGUGGACGAAACCGCCGACGAUGGCUUGGAGGAGCUGGUGUUUGUAAUGGUGGGGUUGAGGGGCCGACGAUGGUGUGGCCGGGAGAGUAGGAACGUGGCCUUCUUCUGCAGCUGGGGACUCCGGCGGCUCCUACAGGUGUUGCACACUGGGAGGCACUGGCAGUGGUGAUGCAGCUGUCAGGAGUGGUUCCAGCGGGGGGUCCAGCAGAGGCGAUGGCGUCAAUGGUCUCAUCCAUGGCAGCCCUCUCCUGUGCCCUCUGUGUUCUGAGGGCUGCCCGACGCUCUUUCUCCUCUGCCUCGGCCCUCUCCUUCUCACCCCUCUCCUGCCACUGGCGCAUGUAUUCCUCCCCGGUGAGGCAUGUGGUGACCACAGGGAGUCUUCUGUAUCCGUCUAGCCAAUACUUCAGGACAGUAAGGAUGUGCCCCAGGUCCUGCGAUAUCAGCCCCCCCCCCCCCCCCCCCCCCAUAUUAGGGGGUGCUCUUCUAGAGCUAGGGCUGGGACUGGAGCAGGGGCUGGGACAGGGACUGGGACUUGAGCAGGGGCUGAGGGUCCUCCUGUGGUCGCUGGGGAGGAGGUGCUGAUGGACGGCACAGUGCUGCUGGUUCCAGGAGAGGCGGUGGUGGGAACCGGUAGGGACCGAGACGGCAUUAAACGGGACCCUUCAAUGGCUGAAGGGUCAAAAGGGAAGAGGCCACACUUCUUAAACACUUCCACCACAUAGCACAUGUCCUUGCAGCGCUGGUACGGGUAGCGGAAUACUCUGGCAAAUUCUGAUUUGUUUACCAUGUAGGAGUGGUCAAAAUGGCUAAGGUCUCCAGCUACCUUAGAGAACUCAGCCUUUAAAGGGCCAAAGUAUGCCACGCCCAGCGGCUGCAGGACAUGGGUGCAGUGUGGUGGAAGACAAAGAAGUAUAACCCCUUCCCUUAGUACCGCUGUGAGCACCUCUGGGUCCAUGUGGCUCUUGUGCCCAUUGAAGAGGAGAAGGAGAGGGUGCUCCUUCUCUACAUGCUUAAUUAAGUGUUGAAACCACUUCCUGAACAGGUCCCCGUCAAUGUAGCCACUGUUUGACCGUCCAUACAAGGCUUGUGGGGGGCCUCCAGUGUGUAGUGGCCACCGGGGAAACACUUGGGGUAGAUGAUAAACGGGGGGACUACCUCCCCAGUUGCGUUGAAGCAGGCCAGCACUGUGAUGUGCUCCUUGGUCCCUGGAGCCUGCUGUACACGUGUUUUGCGCCCUGGGGAGCCAGCACUUUGUGCCUGCUCUGGUCACUACAAAACCCAGACUCAACCCACUCUCCUCCAAGUGCUUCUCAUAAGAAGUGAAGAAGGUGUCCAUCAUCGGAUGUGUGGCACACUCAGCUCUCCCCCUGUCCAGGGUGUCCGACCUCCUCAUGCUCAGGUUCUUGUGCCUCCUCCUGAACAUUUCCCACCACCUCUUCCCCAGUGGUGGGAUUGUAUCCCCUGGGUGCCGAAACAUACAAUAGAAUAGAAUAUAUAAUUGUCCAUCCAGGAUGAAAAUGUUUGUUUUGGCAUCACCAUACACAUCCACAUUUACAUCACACACAUUGAGAACAGUCAGUCCAGCAUUCUACAUACAUAAACACAUAGAACACCAAAAACCUGCGUAUUUUGUCGGCGUAUUUCAUCAGCCUCUGUCUGGUGAAGGGGAACCGAUGGCUGGCGCAGUAGAUACAGUACUGCACCAGAUAAUUUUCAUCCUCUGGUGCAAGCAAUGUGGGUGGUCCACUGCAACAACCAUGGGUCACCCGGCUGCUCAGCCUGUCCGCCAGGGUCUGCCGAGGUACACCAUGCACCUUGGUAGAUAAGAAAAUAAAACUGUUACUAGCAGAUAAAAUUCACAUACACGUGGUAAUCUCCUAAAAACAAAAGAUGCCUAACCUUGGCAGCCUGGCGGAUACCCAUCCCUGCCCCGCAGUCCUCCAUGGCAUGGAACAUGUCCACCUCACUCCAAUGCUUCCUCUUGACUUUCUCCAUGCUGUGGUGGUAAAUACAUGUAGCUAAAUAACUUGGCAUACUAUACACAUUUUAGAACGAUAACUCUAUCUGAAUAUGUAUAAACAUUUACAUUUCAAAGCUAAGGCAUUCACAAUAACUAAAAGUGUACUCAUGUUUUUUGUUUGAUAUUAUCUGUAAUUAAAAUUAGUGUCCCAAUUAGUUUAAUAUUGAUGCAUACAUUGUAACAUUUGAGUAAAUAUUGCCUCUAUGUAGCUGUUGUAAGAUUAAACAUAGCCAACAGUGAUAGGUGUCAAAAAGUUUAUGGUUCAAAGUUCAAAAUACAUUUUUGCAGAUUGUGCAAAACGCCCCCAUCAGAUGACUCCAAUUUUGAUACGGUAAAGCUUGACAACAUUCAGCUGUUUUUAUUAUAUUUAUUAUCUAACGCUUACAAUUUAUUUCCUUUUUGCUUACUUAGCAGUUCUAUCAACAUUUAGCAACUAAGCUAGCAACAUUAGAACAUCCGUCAGCUAUAUUUCAGAGGUAAAAAGUUGGAUAAUAAAUUGUGUGGUCUGUCGCGCAGUCGAAUUUUACAAUAUACAGCGUGUCCCACAAAAUGUGUAUAUAUAUAACUUUUUUGAAAACUCUCAAAACCUAACUUAACCUACAUAAAUUGCAAUGAAAAAUGGUGGUCAGCUAGCUAGAAGGGUGUCUAUAACGUACCGUUAUUUUCCAGUCCAUUUAAAUGUUGAGCUCGAGGUGAUUUAGUCCUCCAACCGCUAGAGAGUAUCCGAUGUUGGGGGAAAAUCUGCUACACAGGGUACCAGGACCGAGUCGAUGUGCAGGGGUACAAGGUAAUUGAGGUAAAAAUGUACUUAUAGGUAAAGUGACUAUGCAACAGGAUAGAUAAUAAAGAGUAGCAGCAACGUAUGUGAUGAGUCAAAAGAGUUAACGCAAAAAGGGUCAAUGCAGAUAGUCCGGGUAGCUAUUGGUUAACUAUUUAACUAACAAUUUAGCAGUCUUGUGGCUUGGUGUAGAAGCUGAUCAGGGUCCUGUUGGUUCCAGACUUGGUGCAUCUGUACUGCUUGCUGUGCGAUAGCAGAGAAAACAGUUUAUGACUUGCGUGGCUGGAAUCUUUGACAAUUUUUAGGGCCUUCCUCUGACACAGCCUAGUAUAGAGGUCCUGGAUAGCAGGGAGCUCGGCCCCAGUGAUAUACUGGGCCGUAUGUUCUACCCUCUGUAGCGCCCUGCAGUCAGAUGCCAAUCAGUUGCCAUACCAAGCAGUGAUGCAGUCAGUCAAGGUGCUCUCAAUGGUGCAGCUGUAUAACUUUUUGAGGAUCUGAGGGCCCAUGUCGAAUCUUUUCAGCCUCCUGAGGGGAUAGAGGUGUUGUUGUGCAUUCUUCACGACUGUGUUGGUGUGUGUGGAGUGGACCAUGAUAAUUUCCAGGUCACUGACCUGCUCCCUAUAAGCUGUCUCAUCGUCGUCGGUGAUCAGGCCAACCACCGUUGUGUCAUCAGCACAGUCGUGAGUGACCAGAGAGUACAGGAGGGACUUAAGCACGCACCCCCGUUUUGAAGGUCAGCGUAGCGGAUGUGUUGUUGCCGACCCUCACCACCUUGGGGCGGCCUGUCACUAUGGUGUUGAACGCUGAGCUAUAGUCAACGCUGAGCUAUAGUCUUACAUAGGUGUUCCUCUUGUCCAGGUGGUAGAGGGCGUCAUCUGUGGAUCCGUUGGGGCGGUAUGCAAAUUGGAGUGGGUCCAGGGUGUCUAGGAUAAUGGUGUUGAUGUGAGCCAGGACCAGUUUUUCAAAGCAUUUCAUGGCUACAGAUGUGAGUGCUACAGGGCGAUAGUCAUUUAGACGGGUUACCUUGGCGUUCCUGGGCACAGGGACUAUGGUGGUCUGCUUGAAACAUGUAGGUAUUAGAGAAUGAAUACGUGUCUCUGAAUACGUGUCCUGGUAAUCUGUCUGGCCCUCCGGCCUUGUGAAUGUUAACCUGUUUAAAAGUAUUAUUCACAUUGGCUACGGAGAGUGAGAUCACACAGUCGUCCGGAACAGCUGGUGCUCUUAUGCAUGGUUCAGUGUUGCUUGCCUCAAAGCAAUCAUAGAAGGAAUUUAGCUUGUCUGGUAGGCUCGCGUCACUGGGUAGCUCGCAGCUGGGUUUCCCUUUGUAAUCUACGAUUGUUUUCAAACCCUGCCACAUCCAGCGAGCAUCAGAGGAUUCGAUCUUAGUCCUGUAUGGACGUUUUGACUGUUUGAUGGCUCGUCGGAGUUCAUAGCAGGAUUUCUUAUAAGCGUCCGGAUUAGUGUCCUGCUCCUUGAAAGCGGCAGCUCUAGCCUUUAGCUCAGUGUGAUGUUGCCUGUUAACCAUGGCUUCUGGUUGGGAAAUAUAAGUACGGUCACUGUGGGAAUGACAUCGUUGAUGCACUUAUUAAUGAAGCCGGUGACUGAUGUGGUAAACUCCUCAAUGUUAUCGGAUGAAUCCCGGAACAUAUUCCAGUCUGUGCUAGCGAAACGGUCCUGUAGCUUAGCAUCCACUUAAUCUGACCACUUCUGUAUUGAUCGCGUCACUGGUACUUCCUGUUUGAGUUUUUGCUUUUAAGCAGGAAUCAGGAGGAUAGAGUUAUGGUCAGAUUUGCCAAAUGGAGGGCGAGUGAGAGUUUUUUAUGCGUUUCUGUGUGUGGAGUUUCUAGAGUUCAUCUAGAGUUUUUUCGCCUAUAGUUGCACAGGUGACAUGCUGUAACAUAAAAAUGAGGUAAGACAGUUUCCCUGCAUUAAAAUCACCGGCCACUAGGAGUGCUGCCUCUGGGUGUACAAUUAGUUGUUUGCUUAUGGCCCUAUACAGCUCGUUGACUGCGGUCUUACUGCCAGCAUCGGUUUGUGGUGGUAAAUAGACAGCUACAAAAAAUAUAGAUGAAAACUCUAUUGGUAAAUAGUAUGGUCUGAAGUUUAUCAUUAGGUACUCUAGCUCAGGUGAGCAAAACCUUGAGAGUUCCUUAACAUUAGAGAUCGCUCACCAGCUGUUGUUAACAAAGAGACACACACCUCUUCGCUUAACCUUACCCGUAGCUGCCGUUCGGUCUUGAUGAUGCAUAGAAAAAACAGCUAAUACUGAACAAAAAUAUAAACGCAACAUUUCAUGUGUUGGUCCCGUGUUUCAUGAGCUGAAAUAAAAGAUCCCAGAAAUGUUCCAUAUGCACAAAAAGCUUAUUUCUCUCCAAUCUUGUGUACAAAUUAGUUUACGUCCCUGUUAGUGAGCAUUUCUCCUUUGCCAAGAUAAUACAUCCACCUGACAUGUGUGGCAUAUCAAGAAGCUGAUUAAACAUCAUGAUCAUUACACAGGUGCACCUUGUGCUGGGGACAGAAAAAGGCCACUCUAAAAUGUGCAGUUUUUUAACACAGCACAAUGCCACAGAUGUCUCAAGUUUUGAGGGAGCGUGCAAUUGGCAUGCUGACCUCAGGAAUGUCCACCAGAGCUGUUGCCAGAUAAAUUCAUGUUCAUUUCUCUACCUCCAAUGUCGUUUUAGAGAAUUUGGCAGAACGUCCAACCGGCCUCACAACUGCAGACCACAUGUAUGGAGUUGUGUGGGCGAGCGGUUUGCUGGUGUCAAUGUUGUGAAUAGAGUGCCCCAUGGUGGCGGUGGGGUUAUGGUAUGGGCAGGCAUAAGCUAUGGACAACGAACAAUGAACACAAUUGCAUUUUACCGAUGGCAAUUUGAAUGCACUGUGACGAGAUCCUGAGGCCCAUUGUUGUGCUAUUCAUCCGUUGCCAUCACCUCAUGUUUCAGCAUGAUAAUGUACGGCCCCAUGUCGCAAGGAUCUGUACACAAUUCCUGGAAGCUGAAAAUGUCCCAGUUCUUCAAUGGCCUGCAUACUCACCAGACAUGUCACCAAUUGAGCAUGUUUGGGAUGCUCUGGAUCGACGUGUACAACAGCGUGUUCCAGUUCCCGCCAAUAUCCAGCAACUUCGCACAGCCAUUGAAGAGGAGUCAGACAACAUUCCACAGGCCACAAUCAACAGCCUGAUCAACUCUAUGCGAAGGAGAUAUGUUGCACUGCAUGAGGCAAAUGGAGGUCACACCAGAUACUGACUGGUUUUCUGGUGUUUUCCAUGCCCCUAUAAUUUUUUUGAGGUAUCUUUGACCAACAGAUGCAUAUCUGUAUUCCCAGUCAUGUGAAAUCCAUAGAUUCGGGCCUAAUUUAUUUAUUUAAAUUGACAGAUGUUCUUAUUUGAACUGUAACUCAGUAAAAUCUUUUAAAUCGAUGCAUGUUGCGUUUCUAUUUUUGUUCAGUCCAUGUCCUUGUUUAGCCACGACGCCGAGAAACAUAGGAUAUUACAGUUCUUCAGGUCCCGUUGAUAGGAUAGUCUUGAACGGAGCUCUUCCAGUUUGUUCUCUAGUUAUUAUACGUUUCGCCAAUAGAACGGAGGGUGGAGGCGGUUUAUUUACUCACCGUCGUAGUCUCAUCAGGGAGACCGCUAAUUUUUCUCUCUUGCGCCGUCUCUUCCUCCUUGGAGUCCCGGAGAUUAGGGCCUGGUCUGGGAUGAGCAGUACAUCCACACCUGCUGACUCGUUGAAGAAGAUGUCUUCAUCCAAAUCGAGGUUAGUGAUCGCUGUUCUGAUGUCCAGAAGCUGUUUUCGGUCAUAGGAAAUGAUGGCGGAAGUACCCAAAAAAUUAAGAUCAGCGUAAAAAACACACACACAAAAGAACAGAAUUGGUCAGGAGCCUGUAAGACGGCAACUAUCCAUCUCUGCAGUGUCAUCUCAUGUGAGAUGCACACACAUUAUAUAGAUACUCGACCACAUACACACACGUGGUCGCAUAUCUAUAUAAUAUGUUAAUAUGUACAGAAGGUGUGUGUUCCGAGGGCAGUAUUCUUUGGGUUGCUACCAAGCAGCCUGUACCACUUCUUUCUGACGACGGAGAAUGAGUCCUUCAUAGACAGCCCCCCGUCACACUCAACGUCACUACAGGUACACACAAACACACACACACAAACACACCUGUCUCCCUGGCUUUGCUUAAUCUGUGUGUGUGUGUGUGUGUGUGUGUGUGUGUGUGUGUAUGUGUGUGUGUGUGUGUGUGUGUGCGUGUGCAUGUGCAUGUGUGUGCGUGUGUGUAUGUUAGCUCCCAGUAAUAAUAUGAUAAUAAUAAUAAUAUGCCAUUUAGCAGACGCUUUUAACCAAAGUGACUUACAGUCAUGCGUGCAUACAUUUUUUUUUGUGUAUGGGUGGUCCCGGGGAUCGAACCCACUACCUUAGCGUUACAAGCGCCGUGCUCUACAUACCUCCACAACACAUCACACACACUACUUAUUACCCACAUACAACGAACCCAGUACGAUUUAUUAAGACUGGUUGAGAGCGGCGAGGGGAAUGUUGAUUGACUGAUAUGACAACAGAUGUUCUGAUUGGUGUUUCUCUCUAGUCCCAGGAGCCCCACAGGAAGUGCUGCUGGUGGAAGAGGAUGUGACCUCAUCAGUGUUUGUGAGCUGGGGAGCCACCGCAGGGGGCAUGAAGAGGUACAAGGUAGGACACAGUCCUAUCCUCUCCCUUACUCUCUCUCCUCUCUCCUCUCUCCCUCUCUCCUAUUUUCUUCUCCUCUCCUUUCCUUUCCUUUCCUUUCCUUUCCUAUUUUCUCCAUAAUUUGUAAUUUUCCAUCCCCUGACAAAUCAUUAGCAAUGGCAAAUCGUUAGCAACAACUGUCUCAGUAUACCCAUUCAUAAUAAGCCCUUUACAUACACACAUGCACACACAAAUGCACAAACACACAGUCAACACUCUCUCUCACACACUAACACACAGAGAAUGAGUUCUUCGUAAGAUGAAGCAGGACAGGGGGGUCAAGAAACACUCCAGAGAACACACUCACCUGGUGGUUGCCUAGUGACUGUUGUCAGCGCAGAUUGUCUCUGGUUACCGGCCCUUUAAAGAUGUAUGACCCCCCCCCCCCUCCCCACAGCCACCGCCAGGGAGAAUGACCAAGCACUAUACACGCACGCACGCAUGUACACACAGACACAGACACAGACUUACUGCUUUAUUCUGUCCAGAUAAAACAGAAAUGCUGUUCUCUCUGUGUCGUUCAUUUGGGGUUUGUCACUGCCCAAACAAAACUUUGUCCAACAAACACCAACAAACUCCAACAUUUGAUUUUGUCCCCUAAUGUUUUGUCCGAUUGUGUGUGUGUGUUCUUCUUAGCUGCUGUUGUGUCCGUCAGGGGACAAGUAG